AUGUUCCGCCUUCAACAUCUGAUCAAGCGUGACUUGAAGAAGCUCGCCGAGAACAUCACAGAAGAACAAGGGAAGACGUUGCCCGAUGCCGAGGGAGACGUUAGCAGAGGUCUUCAGAUAGUUGAACAUGCUUGCUCAGUACCAUCACUGAUGCUCGGAGAGACUCUUCCGGGUGUGUCCCGUGACAUGGACGUUAUCUCAUAUCGCUAUCCCUUGGGAGUCACUGCCGGUAUCUGUCCAUUCAACUUCCCGGUGAUGGUCCCAUUAUGGAUGUUCCCCCUCGCACUUGCCACCGGAAACACCAUGGUAAUCAAGCCAUCAGAACAAGAUCCUGGAGCUUGCUUGAUGCUCGCCGAACUCGCCAAGGAAGCUGGAAUUCCUGAUGGAUGCCUCAACAUUAUUCAUGGUCAGCACGACACCGUGAACUUUAUCUGUGAUCAUCCCGACAUCAAAGCAAUCUCAUUCGUCGGAGGCGACAACGCGUUGACAGCCGCUGCAUUUGGAGCUGCAGGACAACGUUGUAUGGCCCUCUCGACGGCGAUCCUUGUCGGCGAGGCCCGUUCUUGGUUACCUGAACUAGUGAAUAGGGCCAAGCAGCUUCAUGUAAAUGCAGGAUGGAAGCCAGAAACUGACGUCGGUCCAUUAAUAUCAAAGGCAGCAAAGCAGCGCGCCGUCAACAUCAUAAAAGGAGCGAAGAAGGAAGGCGCUAAUGUACUACUCGACGGAAGCGACAUCGUUGUCCCAGGGUUCGAGAGCGGCAACUUCGUGGGACCCACGAUUAUCGCAGGAGUCAAACCAAACAUGACUUGCUACAAGGAAGAGAUUUUCGCGCCGGUUCUAGUUGUCAUGGAAGCAGAAACCUUGAAUGAUGCCAUUGAAAUCAUUAACAAAAACCCCUAUGGAAAUGGAACCGCCAUAUUCACAAUGAACGGCGCUACUGCUAGAAAAUUCACGAACGAAGUAGACUGCGGCCAAAUCGGUAUUAACGUGCCAAUCCCUGUCCCUCUACCCAUGUUCUCAUUCACCGGGUCACGUGGUUCGUUCAGAGGAGACUUGAACUUCUACGGAAAAGCUGGAGUUCAAUUCUACACACAAUGGAAGACCAUCACUCAACACUGGGGCGAGAAUCUAGCAGAUAUGAAGCGUCAAAUGUCUUUCCCUCAGCACAAGUAG
Messenger RNA from Ostertagia ostertagi, 1173 nucleotides. The record is from the annotation of a GenBank genome assembly. NCBI's taxonomy places the organism in Eukaryota, Metazoa, Nematoda, Chromadorea, Rhabditida, Trichostrongylidae.